CAUAAUAGUGUAUUAAUCGCUUUUAUUUUUUUUAUAUCUAGGUCCUACAGUUAAAACGACAAACAACUUUAUAACCUUUUGGCAAAUGGUGUGGUAUGAACAAUCAGACGUUAUUGUAAUGCUAACAAAUCUUCGGGAAUUAUCGGGAAUGAAAUGCGAACAAUAUUGGCCGGGGUCAGAAAAAAUAACAUAUGGCGACAUAUGUGUUUCCAGCAUGAAAUCGGAUAUAUUUGCUGAGUAUACAGUCAGACGAUUUCAGUUGCUAAAGAAAAACGAAAAGAGGUAUGUUACACAACUUCACUUUACUGCAUGGCCGGACAAGUCAGUCCCAGAGGAUGUCACGAGUUUGAUUGAAUUUCGACAGCGAAUGAUUCAAACACCAACACAUUUUACUGGACCUGUAAUCGUGCACUGCAGUGCUGGUAUAGGAAGGACUGGAACUUUUAUAGCAUUGGACAGACUAAUACGAGAAGGACACACCAAUCAUGACUUAAACGUAUUUGAAUGUGUACAACAUAUGAGAGGGCAACGUGUUAAGAUGGUGCAAACGCUCGAGCAAUAUAUUUAUGUCUACAAAGCACUUGUUACUGCACUGACAUUCGACUGUGAAGCAAUUUCGUUGUCGUCUUUGCAUGAGUACACUGAAAGGACAAGUAAUAAUGAGUACAGCAAACUUUUUCAGCAAUUGCAUCAAACCGUGGAGACGCAAAAGAAAAAUGAGCAAGAUGCAUGCAGACGAAAUGAAAAACAAACCAAGAAAAAUUGCCCAGGAGCUGAUAUACCAGGUGACAUGUUUCGUGUUUAUUUGCGUUUACGGAGGGGAAAAGAGGAUUCUGAUUAUAUUAACGCUGUUUUCAUAAAUAGUUUUACAAAACCAAACAACUUUAUAAUGGCCCAGUCACCACUACCUAUAACUGUUGAGGACUUUGUCUCUAUGGUUUAUCAGGAAGAUUGCAUAUGCGUUGUCUCUUUAGAUGACAUGAAUGUAUCAGAAAUGUCAGUUGGCAAAUACAUUCCUGAAAGAAAACAAAAGCUGAACUAUGGAAAUUUCAUUGUUUCUAGCUCGUUAAUUCAACAGAAAAAGCACUUUGUUUUGAAGAAACUUACUAUAUCCCAUCAAGACAAGUCGUCCAAAUGCGGUACAAAAAGUGUAUACCACUUCCAAUACACACAAUGGCUUGCAGAGAAGGACACUCCAGAGUACACAGAAGAUUUUGUGCAGUUUGUAUGCGAAGUUCAGCAAAAAGCAAAAGAACAUGGCGACAAGAAAUUUCAUAUUCUUGUCCAUUGCCUCAAUGCAAACGAGAGGAGCGGUUUAUUCUGUGCUUUGGCAAUUAUAUUCGAGAAACUGAAGUUAGAGGGUCAUGUCAGCGUGUUAAGUACACUAAGACAUCUCAGAACAAGGAGACGGACAGCAAUUAUUUCAAUGGAACAACUCAGAUUCUGUUUCGAAGCAUCAAGUAUCUAUACUAGAUUAUUAGAAAUAGAUGAAAGACAAAUAAACGAAAAUCAGUAGAUGUUCGUUCGAUAAAUGAGCUUUAUUAAACUUGAAAAAAAAUAUAUUUCUGAACUAUUUAAUCAAUCAUAUAAUCAUUAAAAUACUAUGAAUUUGAAUAAUGAAAGUUGAAAAGGGAAUGUAUUAUAUACAGGUUGAAAAAUUGAAUGUAUUGAGGUUUGACCAAAAUGCUAUCUUAUUGUAAUUCCAAUUAAUGAAGGGAUAUUAAGAUUUUAAGCCUCGCGUGAUUUGUGGAUAGAAACACUUAAAGCCGCAUGCCCCCGAAUAAGCCCAAAUAGUUAAAAAAAAAUUAACUUGAGAAAAAUGUACUAACAUGUUAAGAAAAGUAUAAAAAGCAAGAUAAAAGUAAUGACUUUUAUGUUAUGUACGGUUAAUCAAUGAUUUUUCAGUAUUUAUCAACAUUUUUGCAUACUGUGACCUAUAUAUUGGUACUAGUGUCGUCGUUUGCAAUGUGAAAAUUACUUCCUUUGCUCACUUCAUCAUUAUAUUAUACUUAAAAAAAUCUUCUUUUUUCGUGAAAACUAGUAUGAAUCUAGAAGCAUGCUGAUUUAAUUUCACAUAAUGUAACAACAACCGCUGAUUAUACCAGACGGUCCGUUCGUGCUUACCGAGUGUCAAGUUCCGGCUUUUUAUUAUUGAAUAGAAUGUUUUAGAUAUGUAUUUUCUAUAUUGAUUAGUUCGGUAUAAUUACGAAAUAACAAUCACCCUCUACUAAUGGUGAUAAAGCUUAGAAUAUAUCACUGACAUGGAAAUGUUAACAUCGAUGUUCGCAUAUUUAUUAAUCAGUUUUUGAUAUUAUCAUUGAUUUUAUGCAACGGAAUACAUGCAUACACCAAUUUAAAAUUUUGAAUUUAUUAUUUCUUAAUUCUUGGAUAAGGAUAUUGCCUUAAAUACAAAAGGAACAAUAAUGUUCAAUGCUUUUAUUGUUUCUAAAUGACAAUCAUCUUUUUUUGCCGUAAUAAUUAUUGCUGCGUUAGUUUUAAAUGUAUAAUAAUAAUAUGCUACCAUGCUACAGAUUCAUAGAAUUGAAUAGGUAAUUUUUGUUUAGUUAAAUACAUGCAUUUAGUUUCCUGCAACAUUUUGAUAAUAACUGCAACAUAUUGUUUCCAAAAAAAGGUCUAUUUUUUCAUUGAAAAAUAACAAAACAAAAUAAAAGAAAGAAAAAGCUGUUUCGUAUGAAAUGGUCAUUACUAUUCAAUAUAUGUGUAUAUUUUCUUUAUAAUUUUAUAUAUUUUAAGUUAUUUUCAAAUAUUUGGACUUUAAGCAUCUUUUUGCUCUUAAGACACAUUUGUUGGGAAACAUAAUUCAAAAAAAUAGUGAGAUAAAUAUCAAAUAUAGUUGCUACAAUUUUUUCACAAAAGUGUAACAUGUAAUAGAAAGAGCAUCGAAACACGAGGCUAUCUGAUAUGUACGAGGGGGCGUAUCCCCCGAGUAUUAACCAGAUUGCCGAGUGUUUUGAUGUUCUUUCUCUUUUGUAUCAUAGUCAAACAUAAAAACACGUUCCUUGUUGUCACAAUAUGAAGCCCCGGGAAAGAAGUAACCAAUGAACGAGCAUCUAAAUAUGAAAUUUCUGUAGCUUUCCUUUAUCUUCCGUCACAAUAAGUAAACCCCAGCAAAAAUUAGCCAAUCAAUGGGCAUGCUCUGGAGUGCGGGUAACUAAUACCUGCACUCCAGUUAACGCACUGUGCAUGUAUAUGUAUACGACCUAACUCUGACACAAUUUCAACAGAAAGGUCCCCAAACUAUGAUACAAGAUUUAGAAUGAUUUGAUGUUUUACUUUGUACAUAGCUUGUCUUCUUGUACCUUUUUGAAUGAUCAUAAACUUGUUAAAUAAAAUAAUUGUUUUAUGAAGCUUCGCUGUACGUUUUUUCUUGUGCUUGACUUACUUUGUUAUACUGUGUACAACAGAAGACAAAACUAGUAUAAUGCUAAUGAAAAUUAAAUUCAACGUAGAUAAAUAUAUUGCAACAUGUGUUUUCAUUCCCUGAGACUGAUUCAUAAAAUAAAAUAUUAGGUUGUAUAUACAUUAUAUU
This is a messenger RNA of Ruditapes philippinarum (Manila clam), 3550 nucleotides long. RefSeq names its product receptor-type tyrosine-protein phosphatase epsilon-like. Bases 86 to 1516 code for a protein of 476 amino acids. The record is from RefSeq and is a predicted model, not a curated record. Gene Ontology annotation, biological process: protein dephosphorylation. The transcript has 12 exons. Lineage: Eukaryota; Metazoa; Mollusca; Bivalvia; Venerida; Veneridae. Gene Ontology annotation, molecular function: protein tyrosine phosphatase activity.